Molecule: messenger RNA, 1242 nt
Organism: Fonticula alba
Lineage: Eukaryota; Rotosphaerida; Fonticulaceae
Exons: 7
Coding region: 1-1242 (413 amino acids)
Biological process (GO): protein localization to cilium
Cellular component (GO): cilium
Source: RefSeq, a predicted model, not a curated record
AUGACGCCCGCCGAGAAGAAUCCCGCCUCCCGGGAGGCCACCGCGGCCAAGGUGAACAAGAUCAGCCACGAGCGCUUUGUAUCGCUGCGCUUGCUGAAGGAGUACGCUGCGGCCGUGAUCGAGUACAACUUGAUGCUGGAGACAUGCGGCGGCCCGGGGGUGGUGACAUCCAUGAUGACCCAGGCCAUCCACUUGACCAUGGCCGCACGCAAUGGCGCCAAUCCCGGCAUGUCCUCCAUCCCCCCCCCCCUGGGCCCGCCGUACAAGAUCGCCGUGGCCACGCGCUCCGGUUCCGACUGGAUCAUCCGCGAGCCGGAUUUCGAGGAAGCCGGCCCCGAAGCCGGCCAGGUAUUCGGCCGCGUGGAGCGUGUGCCCCAGCGCAAUGGCGCCUACAUCGUGGGCCCGGGGGAGAACCCCUUCCAAAAGCGGGGGAUCUUCUCCCGGAGCUCCUCCAGCCGCCUGUCCCACACCUCGACCACGGACACGGGCCACGAGUCGGCCAUCGGCUGGACCCAAGACCCGACCGAUGUCGACUCGCCCUCCGCGGCAGCGACCCCAAGCACAAGCCCCACGCCCGGGGCUGACCGCGACGGCGCGAAUGCCAAUGUCUCGCCGAUGCCCCAGAGCAGCCCCUCCCAUAGCUCGGAUUCCCUGGGCAUCGCCCCUCCGGACUCGGGGGCCAUUCGCCAGGAGCUGGCGGCUGUCAUUUUUGACUUCCACCCGCCGGAGACAUCCCGCCGGGCGCCGCGACGCCACGCCGGCGUCGUCGGCGGCAAUCCCAUUCACACGGCCCGCGUGCAGCUUGUCCUGCCCGGGAUCAACGUCCAAACCGGCAGGCCGCUAUCGCACACGCCGACAACCACCGAGGAGCGCAUGCUACGCUCGGCCCACAAAAGCCUCCUUCCCCAUCCCAUGUGCGUGGCCAUCCCGAGCAAAGCGCCAGUCUGGAGUGAUCUGGCCCGGUCGUAUGUGCUGAAUUUUCGCGGACGCGUCACCUUGGCCUCGGUGAAGAAUAUGCUCAUCAUCCACCCUCGCGAUCCCGACUAUGUCAUUCUGCAGAUCGGCCGCGCGGCGCCAGCGGCUCACUGGCCGGCUGGGGCAGCAGCCGCUGGGGCCUUUCCUCCCGGAACCCUGGUGCUGGACUAUCGCUUUCCCCUGACCGCGGUGCAGGCCCUUGGCGUGGCCCUUGCCUGCUUGGACAAUGCAUCCCCCGGAGGUGGCCAGAGCCAAAUGUUCAUGUAA